Panthera uncia (snow leopard) is the source of this 2759-nucleotide messenger RNA. RefSeq names its product small integral membrane protein 10 like 2B (gene SMIM10L2B). Lineage: Eukaryota; Metazoa; Chordata; Mammalia; Carnivora; Felidae. Bases 197 to 433 code for a protein of 78 amino acids. The record is from RefSeq and is a predicted model, not a curated record. The transcript has 2 exons.
AGCUUUCUGUGGGCGGAGCUCUCUGCGAGCUGCUCAGAAGGGGCGGUGGCGGAGGUGGCGGCGGUGGGGCAUCCCGGGGCCAGCAAGGGAAGAGGUGACAGAGGGCGGCGCGGGGCGGGGCGCUGCAGGCCUCGCGUCCACCUGCCCGGCCGCUCGCACUCGUGUCGGUCGGCGGGGCCUGCGCGGGCCCAGGCCCAUGGCGGCGUCCGCGGCUCUGUCGGCGGCGGCGGCGGCGGCGGCCCUGUCAGGCCUGGCGCUGCGGCUGUCGCGCUCGGCAGCGGCCCGCGGCUCGUACGGCGCCUUCUGCAAGGGGCUCACGCGCACCCUGAUCACCUUCUUCGACCUGGCCUGGCGGCUGCGCAUGAACUUCCCCUACUUCUACGUGGUGGCCUCGGUGAUGCUCAACGUCCGCCUGCAGGUGCGGAUCGAGUGAGCGCACGCCGCCGCAGCCCCGACCAGAGGGACCGGCGCGCGCGGCCCAGACGGACAGGGGCGCCGGCAUGGAGGACGGCCGCCGGCACGCGGCGGGGGCAGGAGGCGGGGCGGCCGGGGCCCCCGGACCCUAGACCUCCGCGGGAGGACGCGGGCCACCGAGCCACCUAGCCGGGCCCCGGCCGCGACCCGCCCACACGCGUCGCGACCGGUGACCCAUUGCACAGAAACUCACCAGACGGGUCCUUUCCGUCGGGCUCGAGAAAGAAAACACCAUUUGACUGCGGCCGACCUGUCGCCUCACGUUGGCCGGGGUGGGGGAAGCAGAAAGGACAAAUUCUGCAGCAGGGACUUGACUGGCCCUGACCAACAAGGAACCAGUGUUUGUAGGUGGUGACCCGCCCCUUCUCUGGCCUUGUCAAGAGACUCAAAUCCCUGCACAGGGGCGCCCCUGGCCCUAGAGCUGCCCCCGGGAGCUGCUGGGCAAAGGGCCUGGCCCAGGAGGACAGGAAGGGCCUUCCAGGCAGAGGCACGGAGGGGUGGGGUACCCAGCGGUCCAGUUCUGGCGUGGGGAAGGACGAGACCCUGUCGCCUCCACACUAGACCUCCUAGCAACACUUUGAGGGCGUUCUGUUCUCUCCCCACCCCAUGAUUGGAAAAGCGGGCUCUGAGACAGGAAGAGAUUUGCCCUUGUCACACACAUAAGAAGUGGUGGGGCUGAAUCUGUCCCGUCUUCCAGAAAACCUGGCAGGGCAUGUUGGGGUGGGGGAGGGGACCUCAAGGCCCUCGGGGCACCUAGGGGGAGAGAGAGGCCCAGGGUAGGGAGUGUGGGGAACUGGCUUUCCUUGGGGGGGGGGGUGGCAGGUCACAGGGAAGACAGUUGGGGCUGAGAUGGACACGGGAGACAGUCCCAGAACCCCUUGUGGAGCCGAGGCCUUCAUCUACACAGCCUGGCCUCCCCUGCCGCCCCACCCCAGGCGUGACCAAGGACUCCUCAGCAGUCGAGCGGCAGAAGCCUCUCAGUCUGGGUGACAGAGUGGGGGUGGGGGGUAGCGUGGCUCCUGGGAACGUGAUGGAACCAGGAGGGUGAAGGGAUAAAGCCGGUGUGGGGGAUGGGGCCGGGACCCACACAUAACCCCAUCUCUCUGUCCCCAGGCUUGGCCCCCCGAGCCCAGGAUCAUGCGAGAGAACCUCCUCUAGAUGGGCUUGGAUGGUCCUGGAGGCCCCGGGUGUGCUGCUCCCCCUGUACCAGGAUGGCCAGGCUCGGCCCCGGGGGAGCCAGGAAAGACCCCGGUCCCACAGCCGCUCUGCCGCUGGCUGCUCUCGGCCCCCAGUGCUCCGAGUUCCUGGGACUGAAAACCGCAGUGGUCUGGUCAGCCCCAGGGACAGAGUGGCCCAGGGUCACACCACCUGCCCUCCUCUGCCGUCCAGCUGGAAGCCCGGUCCUGGGUGAAGGGCUCUGCCUGCCUGGCCCUGGGGACUGAGGCCAGACGAGGCCACCAUGUAUCCCCUGCAGUUUCCCCGCAGACAGGGUGUACUGGCUUCCUUCCUUGUACCGAGCGUCCUGGGAGCCCCGGUCCUGUGGCCCCUCCUGCACCCAAUCCCCUUCCACCCGGAACCACUUGUGGGAGCCUGCCAGCCUGCUGACUCCAUCCACAGAUCUGUGGGGACAGCCUGCGAGAGCCACACGGGCUGCCUGAGAGGAGAGGACGAGGGGCCUCCUCGGGGCUGAUCCACAGAUGUGCCCCGUUCAAGCCCAGGUCUCACCCUCGGGGUGACCUUCUCCCCGGCUCCAGCCUUGUGGCUCAGCUGGAGCUGCCCGGGGCCUAUGACACCUCUUCCCAACAGGGAGAAGUGUGGGGGGAGCCUCAGGGCCCCUGGCCCGAGACCCCUCCUCUGCAGGGACGCCCCGCCCCCGUGGGUCCCCUGUCCCGAGGGCGCAGGAAGUCUCAGCGCGAGGCCCGGGGACUGGGGAGGGUCCGCACAUCUUCAGCAUGUGUUCCUGCCUCUGCUUUUGUGACCAUUUUGGCCUUGAGUAGUUAGCGUGCUUCCUCCCCCACCUCUCCCCUGUCCCCCCGUGGGCCCUGGCUGCCUGAUGGGCUCUCAGUGCACUUUAUUUAUUUGCAGUCUGUUUUCCAGGCAGCGAAGCUUCUACAAAAUCAGAGACACGAGCUGAAUAAGAUGAGCGUCACUUUCCUGCGUGUGAUUGUACUGGUCAGCAUUGUCUGCUGAGAAAUGUUCUUGCUUCUGGUAUUGUCAAAUCUUGUCACUCUAAGUUCAAAACAAAACCAAACAAGACUCCUUGAGUUCAAUAAAAUAAAAUAAGA